CCGAGCACCAAACACAACGCCCUUCCUCUUUCCCUUCUUCCCUUUUCCACACUGACCACCCAACGAUAGCCAGCCCACCGCGGGGCACCCGCAAUUUCGUGCACCGCACUUCACCCACCACCUACCCUCCUGCCCCCUCAAAAACUAUCCAUCCACCCUACCGGCGACCGAUUACGAUCGAUUCGGCACGACCUGAAGGAGAGAGGAAGGACGGCGGAGGAGGAGGUGGUGGUGGCCAGAUCUGGGUAGCUGCGGCGAUGAUGAAGUCGCUGCUGCCGCAGAGCCAGCUGCGGCGGUCGGCGGCGGCGGCUUCGGCUGCUGCCGCGCGGUCGUCGGGCGGCGGCGCUGAGGGGGCCGCGUCGGACGGCGGCGCGGGCGCGGGCGCGCGGGCCGCCUCCUCGUCCACCUUCUGGUUCCUGCUCCACGCGCUCUGCUGCUUCAUCUCCCUCUUCCUCGGGUUCCGCUUCUCCCGGCUCCUCUUCUUCCUGCUCUUCUCCAGCAGCGCGCUCUACGCCGCCUCCAACAACAAGUCCGCCGCCGUCCUCCGCGCCAUCACCACCACCACCACCACCACCACUACCACCACCACCACCACCAACACCUUCACCCUGUCCUUCGCCGCCGCCGGGAACCCUCCCCCUUCCAACCCGGACAACUACACCGCGCUGGACGCGGCGGGGGACGCGGCGACGUCCGGGAGCACGCAGAGCCAUGUCGUUGUGGGCCGGCACGGGAUACGGAUCCGGCCGUGGCCGCACCCUGAUCCCGUCGAGGUGAUGCGGGCGCACCGGAUCAUGGAGCGCGUGCAGGAGGAGCAGCGCCGGUGGUACGGCAUCAGGGAGCCGCGCCAGGUGCUCGUCGUCACCCCGACCUACUCCCGCGCGUUCCAGGCGCUCCACCUCACCGGCCUCCUCCACUCCCUCCGCAACGUGCCCUACCCGCUCACCUGGCUCGUCGUCGAGGCCGGCGGCACCACCAACGGCACCGCGUCCCUCCUUGCACGCUCCGGUCUCACCUUCGUCCACAUCCCCUUCCCGGACCGCAUGCCCCUUGAAUGGGCCGACCGCCACGCCACCGAGAACAGCAUGCGCCUCCACGCCCUGCGGGUGAUCCGGGAGAGGAAGAUGGAUGGUGUAGUUGUGUUUGCGGAUGACAGCAACGUCCAUAGCAUGGAGCUGUUUGAUGAGGUGCAAAAGGUACAGUGGAUGGCUGCGGUGUCUGUGGGUAUCCUUGCGCAUACCGGAACGGCGGAGCAGCCACGCCUUAGCGAAGAGGACAAGCAGAAUAUGCCUCUUCCAGUCCAGGGUCCUGCCUGCAACUCUUCGGGGCAUUUGGCUGGAUGGCACACAUUUAACUCCUUGCCGUUUUCUGGGAAGACUGCCACGGUUGUUGGCGAGGCAGCACCGGUGCUACCGAGGGGUUUGGAGUGGGCUGGGUUUGUACUGAACUCAAGGAUGUUGUGGAAGGAGGCAGAGGGCAAGCCUGAUUGGGUGAAGGACCUUGAUGCUGUGGGGGAGAAUGGGGAGGAGAUUGAGAACCCCCUUACACUCUUGAAUGAUCCGUCCUUUGUUGAGCCAUUGGGGAACUGUGGGAAGAAGAUCCUGCUGUGGUGGCUCCGUGUUGAAGCUAGGGCUGACAGCAAGUUCCCACAGGGGUGGGUAAUUGAUCCACCUUUGGAGGUUGUCAUUCCUGCCAAGCGAACACCAUGGCCAGAAACCACCACCGAGCUUUCAUCUGAGUUGUCAGGCGCCAAGCAAGAGCAGGAGGACAGGCGGCUAACAAGAACCAGCAGAUCAACUCGGCCUAGAAGCACCACCACGAAACGGAAGGCUGACAUUCAGAACUGAGGCAGGAUAAACAGACCAUGUAAUGUAUAUCUCACAUCCGCGCAAACUAUUAUAGGAGGCAUAUCCAGUCAAUCUGGUGGGUAUUGUGUUUAUUUUUUUGCUGAUGUUUUGCUCCCGCGGCAGCGAUGCUUCAUGCUUGGAUAUGUCUUCCUGUAGAAGACUGUUUCUUUACCAGCAGUUGUACUUGUUGUGCUAUAAUAUACACCGCAAUCGGAGUCAAGAAAAUGGUGUCUAAAUUCAGGAUAACCUAUAUGCAUCUGAAUUCUGAAGUACUGUGUGAUCAUUUCUUGAAGCACA
Molecule: messenger RNA, 2144 nt
Organism: Brachypodium distachyon (stiff brome)
Lineage: Eukaryota; Viridiplantae; Streptophyta; Magnoliopsida; Poales; Poaceae
Product: probable glucuronosyltransferase Os06g0687900
Exons: 3
Coding region: 258-1847 (529 amino acids)
Biological process (GO): glucuronoxylan biosynthetic process; plant-type secondary cell wall biogenesis
Cellular component (GO): Golgi membrane
Molecular function (GO): xylosyltransferase activity; galactosylgalactosylxylosylprotein 3-beta-glucuronosyltransferase activity
Source: RefSeq, a predicted model, not a curated record